UCACCCUUAUGUUUUACUUGCCUUUCAAUGUACAUUACAUUAAUGUUUUUAAUAAGACAACUUAUUUAGUUCCUUGUGUUGUUGAAAGCUUUCAUGGCCGGAAUCAGUGGGUUGCUGUGUUUUCUGGGCUGUAUGGCCGUGUUCCAGUAGCAUCCUCUCCUGACGUUUUGCCCUCAUCUAUGGCAGGCAUCCUCAGAGGUUGUGAAGUCUGUUGGAAACUUUCCUCUUUGAAAGUUCUUUAUUUCCUUUGGCCACUAGAGAGUUAAUAAUUCAGCAAUGGAAAUGAGGAAAUGCACUGAACAUCACAUUGCAGUAUGCAAAAACAAGGGACUUUGCUCUCUCCGAAAGUUUAUACAAAGAGUCAAGCAACUGAAUGGAGACUUGUACAUAAAACAGUUAUGGUUAAUAUUUAUUUGCUGUACUAAUGCUGUAACAUAUGGAGUGAUGCACUGAGUUGAAUGAGACAUCGGUUCUGAAGGGUAGAAUAUAUACUGUAUGUUGUAUUACUGUUUUGCAGUUGUGUUAGUUUAUUUGUAGAUGGUGUUUGUUUUAUUUAUUGUGUUUCAGGGUGAUGUUUUCAAAUGCAUUUUGUUUGAAAAAUAAAGUCCUGUGCUUUCAACAGUAAUUAGUUUUAAUUUAAAAUGAGAACAGUCUUGGCUCCAGAUGAAGAAAUACACUGCCAUUCUUGCCUCAGGCAGAAACCUGUCAUCGCUCCCUUCCCUCUCUGUACAUGCUCAGAGGCGCACUCACUGGCUUCGCCCACAGUCUGAUCUAGCUGAGAAACAGCUUUGUCAGGACUUUGUCACCAAUCUUGCUCAGGUUUCGGUUGCAACAUCAGGCCUUGGAGGCAGGCGGCAACUUUCUCUCUCUCUCUCUCUCUUGUUAGGGUAUGGCAUGUAAUAUAUUGCAGCCAGAUGGGGGAGCAGUAAGAAAAGAUGUGAGUAUUGACAGCAAAGAGGAAAAGGAAGCGGAGUGACAGAAGGGGGGAGAAAGGAAGGAGAAAACAUACAUACACACAGCACACUUAUAUAUGCAACACUUACUCAUACACCCAACACACACACCGAGCAAUGGGAGCUGCCCUUGGUUGGCUUUUCUAGUAUCUUAAGUGUGUCAUCAUGCCAGAUGAAAUCCACCCAGGAAAAUUUAUUCUGAUCUUUCUCCAGGAAGGGAGGCAUCCUUUGAGGAUUCCAGAUCUGACAGUUUGGGGAUCUACUGUUGAUUCUUGCAAGAUCGGGCUUCCUUCCAUGCACAACCAACACAUCCAGCAGUGUCAACGGCAGUUAUUCUUGAUCUACAAAGGAACCAGAUAGAAUCCCAAAGAAUGGCUCCCCCGUGCCUUCUGUCCAUCUUGCUCCUUUUGAUGCUGUGCUCCCUGGGAGCCUCCUUCCGGAUCUGUGCCUUCAAUGCUCAGCGCUUCGCCCAAGGGAAGGUGGAGAAAGCCCACGUCAUGGACAUUUUUGUCAAGAUCCUGGCUCGUUGUGAUAUUGCUGUUUUACAAGAAGUGAUGGAUGCAAAGGGAAAAGCCAUUCCUGCUUUGGCAGCAGCCCUGAAUCAGUUUGAAAAUGGGGCCGAUAUCUACAGCUACAUCACCAGUCCUCUACUGGGUCGGAGCAACUAUCAAGAACGCUAUGUAUUCUUUUACAGGAAUAAGAGAACACGGGUGUUGGACUCUUAUAAAUAUGAAGAUGAACAUCCAGAGCGGCCUGAUGUCUUUGCGCGUGAGCCCUUCAUUGUGCGCUUCAGCUUGCCAAACAAAGCACUUCCUGAGCUGGUGCUGAUCCCACAACAUACAAUGCCCUCCAAGGCUGAAGCUGAAAUUGAUGCACUCUAUGAUGUUUUCCUGAAUGUGAAAGAACGCUGGAAUACCAAGGACAUGAUUUUCUUGGGUGAUUUCAAUGCAGACUGUGGCUACGUGGCAAAGAAACGUUGGGGGAAUAUCCGCUUACGUCAAAAGCCUGAGUUUCACUGGCUCAUUGGUGACAAAGCUGACACUACUGUUCGAGAGAACACUCGUUGUGCCUAUGACAGGAUUGUGGUGCAUGGUGAGCGCUGUCUGGAUGCAAUUGUGCCUGGUUCUGCUCAGCCUUUUGAUUUCUCCAAGGAAUUUGGACUCUCGGAGGAAAAGGCUUUGGAAAUUAGUGAUCAUUAUCCUGUUGAGGUGGAGCUGUAUUCAGCCUGUUGGGGACUCCAGCCAAUCCAACCAUUUGGUCUUUUCCUCUUGGCUAUAGCCAUGCUGUCUGGUACAGGACAUGGCAUUUGAAACUUUCCCAAAUCUCCCGGGAUUGUGACAUCUGUCCAAGAUUUGUAUCAAUUGCUAACUGCUGCCAAAGUUGACUCUAGCUCAUGGAGACCCUAUAAAUGAAAGAUCUUUGAGAGCCCUAAUCAUGAAAAGUUCUGCUCAGGUCUUGCAAACUCAGGACAGCCUUACUUCCUCAAUUCAACCAAUCUACAUGGGAUGUGAUCUUCUCCUUUUCCUACUGCUUUCUGCUUUACAAAGCAUUAUCAUCUUUUUACGUGGGUCUUGUCAUCUCAUCUGUCCAAAGAACAACAGCCUCAAAGGAGAUGGAUCCAUUUAAUUGGUGUAAUCCGUGUUUUGAAAAUGUUGAGUACUUCCAAAGGGACAAAAAUGCUCCUGUGAAAGAGUAGAGGAACAUGGAGAUGGCUACAGAAAAAGACAUAAUUGUCUGGCCCUCCCUUAAAAUUACUCAACUGGGACAAUGUGAUUGUAUAGUGAACGCCUCAUCUACAAGUGCCUGUUAUGUAAGUUUCUAGGAAUCAGGAUGGAACUGCCAGAUUUGCAUACUUCACUAUGUGUCAGACCACUGAGCAGCUGAGUGAAAUACUUUUAGAUCAUGGAUGGACUCCACUUGUCCAGGUUGUUCUUUGGAUCUCCUAAACAGAAAAGUAUCAAAGAAGGCUUCUAGUUAUCUUGGCAGACACCUCUCCACAAAAGUCAACAUUGACACUGAAAUACAACACUGCCUGAGCUCUGCAAGUGCAGCAUUUUUCCGAAGGAAGCAGAGAGUGUUUGACGAUCGGGACAUCUGUAGGGAUACCAAGGUGCUUGUUUAUAAAGGUAUUGUUCUCCCAACCCUGCUCUACGCCUACGAAACGUGGACCGUCUACAGAUGUCACACUUAACUCCUGGAAUGAUUCCAUCAGCGUUGCCUCCAAAGAAUCUUGCAAAUCUCUUGGGAAGACAGGUGGACAAAUGUCAGCAUGCUGGAAGAAGCAAAGACCACCAGCAUUGAAGUGAUGCUCCUACGCCAUCAACUCCACUGGACUGACCACGUUGUCCGAAUGCCUGAUCACCAUCUCCCAAGGCAGUUACUCUAUUCCCAACUCAAGAAUGGAAAACGGAAUAUUGGUGGACAGGAAAAGAGAUUUAAAGAUAGGCUUAAUGCCAACCUUAAAAAACUGUGGCAUAGACACUGAGAACUGGGAAGCCCUGGCCCUUGAGCACUCUAACUGGAGGUCAGCUGUGACCAGCAGUGCUGUGAAAUUUGAAGAGGCAUGAAUGGAGGGCAAAAGGGAGAAACAUGCCUAGAGGAAGGCACGUCAAGCCAACCCUGACCGGGACCACUUUCCAUCUGUUCUUCACUGUGGAAGAACAUGUUGGUCAAGAAUAGGGUUCCACAGUCACCUGCGUACCCAUUGCCAGAACACUGCACCUGGAAGGCAAUCAUCCUCAGACAACGAGGGAUCACUUAAGUAAGUUAUGCAAGUUUCUAGGAAUCGGGAUGAACCUGCCAGAUCUGCAUUCUUCACUAUGUGUCGGACCACUGAACAGCUGAAUAAAAUACUUUUAGGUCAUGGAUGGACUUCACUCAUCCAGGUUGUCCUUUGGAUCUUCUAAACAGAAAAGUAUCAAAGAAGGCUUCUAGUUAAGCAAGGUUCAGUUGAACAUGUCUUCUGGACUCAUUGAAAAUACAGAAUUAUAGCACAAUGAUUCUAGUCUGACUGCCAUAGCUCCAUCCUACAGAAUUUUGGGAUUUGCAGUUUUGGAGAGGGGCCUUUAGAAUGCUCUGCCAGGAAGUUCUUCUGGUGUCUUUGACCAAACUAUAAACCCCAGACUACAUCAAGAUAUAGCAAUGGCAGUUGAAAUGGCAGCCAUGUGUUAACACAAGUCAGCUAGUCUUACCAUUAAGCAGAGGAAGAUGUUUGUCUCAGGUCGCCGCUUUUUGAGUGGUAUAAGAAGGCUAGCAAAUCCUUCAUUGUUUAAUUUCGGAUGAUUUAGACUUUCUUUGUUUUCACUGCCAUAAAAAGCGCCAGUUGUAUCUGCCUCAAAUUACAAAAUAACGGAUCAAAGUACUAAUGCACCUUGGCUUUGCUGGGAAGAGGUUGCUUCCUCAUCCACAGCACACUGUUUUGCACUGUCAUGAAUCCGAAUUCUGGUCCCUGCCAGGGAUCUGCGUGUGUUUUCAAAGGUUCUAAUCUAGUUGGUUCAGGCUCCCAGGAUGAGUUCUAGUAUUCUAUGCAAUUCCAAUCAGAGAGAACUAUAAUUCUAAGGGAGUUAUGCUUUGCUUGCAGAAGGUCCCAUUUUUCCCAUCUCCAGCUAGGACACAGGGUAAAUCUAUACUAUAGAAUCAAUGCAGUACUAAUUGCCAUGGUUGAAUGCAAUGGAGUCCCAGGAUGUAUAGCUUGGUGGGACACCAACACUCUUUGGCAAAGAAGGCUAAAGACCUUAGAGCAGGGGUCCCCAAACUUUUUAAACAGGGGGCCAGUUCACAAUCCUUUGGACUGUUGGAGGGCCGGACUAUAGUUGGCCACCGAGCAAUAAUAAUUAAUAAUAAUAAUAAUAAUAAUAAUAAUAAUAAUAAUAAUAAUAAUAAUGAUUGGAAGAGACCCCUUGAGCCAUUGAGUCCAAUCCCCUUCUGCCUUAGUGCACAAAAGGAACAAGAAAAGCACCCCUGACAGAUGGCCUCCCAGUCGCAAUGUUAAUAAUAAUAAUAAUAAUAAUAAUAAUAAUAAUAAUAAUAAUAGACCCUUGGGCGAUUGAGUCCAAUCCCCUUGUGCCUUAGUGCACAAAAGGAACAAGCAAAGCACCCCUGACAGAUGGCCUCCCAGCCUCAAUGUUAAUAAUAAUAAUAAUAAUAAUAAUAAUAAUAAUAAUAAUAAUAAUAAUGAUUGGAAGAGACCCCUUGAGCCAUUGAGUCCAAUCCCCUUCUGCCUUAGUGCACAAAAGGAACAAGCAAAGCACCCCUGACAGAUGGCCUCCCAGCCUCAAUGUUAAUAAUAAUAAUAAUAAUAAUAAUAAUAAACCCUUGGGCGAUUGAGUCCAAUCCCCUUCUGCCUUUGUGCACCGAAAGAACAAGCAAAGCACCCCUGACAGAUGGCCUCCCAGCCUCAAUGUUAAUAAUAAUAAUAAUAAUAAUAAUAAUAAUAAUAAUAAUAAUAAUAAUGAAGAGUGUUGGAAGAAACCCCUUGGGCCAUUGAGUCCAACCCCCUUCUGCCUCUGUGCACCAAAAGCACAAGCAAAGCACCCCUGACAGAUGGCCUCCCAGCCUCAAUAUUAAUAUUAAUAUUAAUAAUAAGGGUUGUAAGAGAAGAAGAGACCCGUUGGGUCAUUUAGCCCAACCCCCCUUCUGCUCUUGUGCCGUGGGGGCCGGAUUAAUGGCUUCGAUGGGCCGCAUCCGGCCCCCGGGCCUUAGUUUGGGGACCCAUGCCUUAGAGUCAUAGAAUCAUAGAAAUUAAGGAGACCUUGUGGGCCAUCCAGUCCAAACCCCUGCCAAGAAGCAGGAAAAUUGAAUUAAAAUCACCCACGACGGAUGGCCAUUCAGCCUCUGUUUAAAAACCUCCAAAGAAGGAUCCUCCACCACCUUGUAAAACUACAGUUCUCAUGUUUCCAUAGCAUUGAGCCACAGCAAUUAAAGUGGUGUCAAACUAUUUUUAAAUAAGAGGUGCCACCUUAUUGUGUAAUUGUACAUAAUGGUGUUUGAACACUCAUGAAUGUUGUUAUCCAAGAAUGAUCCUGGAAGCAGAUACCGAGGGGCCCACUGUAUAAUGAACUAUAUAUUGCUUCCAAAUGUGCACAAAAGCUAAACAACACAGUUGGCAGACAAAAAAGUAGCACAUGACUGUAGAAACAUGUGGAAGGUUGUGAAAACAUAAUAAUAUAGGUUGAAGGAGAAGGCUAUGUGUUGAAUAUAUAGGUUCACAAUAAUGGUUCAAAACAUAUGUACAGUAGAGUCUCACUUAUCCAACACUCGCUUAUCCAAUGUUCUGGAUUAUCCAACACAUUUUUGUAGUCAAUGUUUUCAAUAUAUCGUGAUAUUUUGGUGCUAAAUUCAUAAAUACAGUAAUUACUACAUAGCAUUACUGCGUACUGAACUACUUUUUCUGCGAAAUUUGUUGUCUAACAUGAUGUUUUGGUGCU
Messenger RNA from Anolis carolinensis (green anole), 6379 nucleotides. Its product is annotated as deoxyribonuclease-1-like 1. Gene Ontology annotation, biological process: DNA catabolic process. The coding region runs from base 1325 to 2263 and encodes 312 amino acids. Gene Ontology annotation, cellular component: nucleus. The transcript is spliced from 9 exons. The record is from RefSeq and is a predicted model, not a curated record. Lineage: Eukaryota; Metazoa; Chordata; Lepidosauria; Squamata; Anolidae. Gene Ontology annotation, molecular function: DNA binding; deoxyribonuclease I activity.